UGCUGUCCCCCUGACCCCUUUGCUGUCCCCCCCCAGCGUGACCACCCCGUACAACGCCGACUUCGACGGGGACGAGAUGAACCUGCACCUGCCGCAGUCUCUGGAGACGCGGGCGGAGAUCCAGGAGCUGGCCAUGGUGCCCCGCAUGAUCGUCACCCCCCAGAGCAACCGGCCCGUCAUGGGCAUCGUGCAGGACACGCUCACCGCCGUGCGCAAGUUCACCAAGAGGGACGUCUUCCUCGAGAGGGGGGAGGUGAUGAACCUGCUGAUGUUCCUGUCCACGUGGGACGGGAAGGUGCCCCAACCCGCCAUCCUGAAGCCGCGCCCGCUCUGGACCGGGAAGCAAAUCUUCUCCCUCAUCAUCCCCGGGCACAUCAACUGCAUCCGCACCCACAGCACCCACCCCGACGACGAGGACAGCGGGCCCUACAAACACAUCUCCCCCGGGGACACCAAG
Pipra filicauda (Wire-tailed manakin) is the source of this 457-nucleotide messenger RNA. Its product is annotated as DNA-directed RNA polymerase II subunit RPB1-like. The annotation marks the transcript as partial. The transcript is spliced from 2 exons. Gene Ontology annotation, cellular component: RNA polymerase II, core complex. The record is from RefSeq and is a predicted model, not a curated record. Gene Ontology annotation, molecular function: DNA binding. Lineage: Eukaryota; Metazoa; Chordata; Aves; Passeriformes; Pipridae. Gene Ontology annotation, biological process: DNA-templated transcription.